Messenger RNA from Talaromyces rugulosus, 1503 nucleotides. RefSeq lists its product as uncharacterized. NCBI's taxonomy places the organism in Eukaryota, Fungi, Ascomycota, Eurotiomycetes, Eurotiales, Trichocomaceae. The record is from RefSeq and is a predicted model, not a curated record. The transcript has a single exon. Gene Ontology annotation, molecular function: mannitol dehydrogenase activity. Bases 1 to 1503 code for a protein of 500 amino acids.
AUGGCACCUAUCAAGCUCACCAGCAAAAAUCUGUCGCAGAUUUCGGCGAACGGCAAGACGAAGAUCCCGGCCUACCCGCGUGAUGCCGCCGUCAAGGAGGGAAUCGUUCACAUUGGCGUUGGUGGCUUCCACCGCGCUCAUCUCGCUGUCUACGUGCACAAAUUGAUGGAGCAGCACGGUGUUACCGACUACGCCAUUUGUGGUGUUGGCUUGCAGCCCUUUGAUGCGGGCAUGCGCGAUGCCUUGGAAUCGCAGGACCGUCUUUACACACUCAUUGAACGCUCCGCCAAGGGUAACUUUUCCCAAGUCAUCGGCAGCAUCAACUCCUACAUCUUUGCACCCGAUAACCGUGAGGCUACUAUUGCUAAGAUGGCACACCCUGACACACACAUUGUAUCCCUCACUAUCACCGAGAGCGGUUACUAUUACAACGAAAACACACACGAACUGCAAAGCGAACACCCUGAUAUUCAGUUCGACCUUGAUCCAGCCAACAGCAAGGCACCACGCACAACCUUCGGCUUCCUUUACGCCGCCCUAGAACGCCGCUACCAGCAAGGACUCAACCCUUUUACUGUUCUGUCAUGCGAUAACAUGCAGAAGAACGGUUCCAUCUCACGCCACAUGCUUGUAUCGUUUGCCCGCCUGCGCGACCCUAAGGUUGCCGAGUGGAUUGCCGAAAAAGGCGCUUUCCCCAAUGCUAUGGUUGAUCGCAUCACCCCUCAGACAUCAGCCGCCGACAAAGCAUCGCUUGCAGACGAAUUUGGCAUUGAGGAUUCAUGGCCAGUUGUUACAGAGCCUUUCAUGCAAUGGGUUGUCGAAGACCAUUUCGUGGAUGGCCGUCCGCCCUUUGAGAAAGUUGGUGUUCAGGUUGUCAAAGAUGUCCAUACUGUUGAGCAGUUUGAGAAGCACAAGCUACGUCUACUUAACGGCAGCCACUCGAUCAUCUCUUACGGAGGUUUCCUGGCAGGCUACAAAUAUGUUCACAAGGUCAUGGAGAACCCGCUAUUCGAAAAGUUCAUAUGGCAGAUGAUGCAGCAGGAGGUGAAGCCCCUCUUGCCUGCGAUCCCGGGCGUUGAUCUUGAUGAGUAUUGUAAAACACUCAUCGAACGCUUCUCCAACCCAACAAUUAUGGAUCAGUUGCCUCGUAUCUGCCUCAACGGCUCCGGCAAGAUCCCACAAUUCAUCAUGCCAUCAAUUGCUGAGGCAAUUUGGGUUACUAGCCCAUUCCGUCGCCUUUGCUUUACCACCGCUGCUUGGUUCAUCUAUGUUAAGGGAUUCCAAGACGAUGGCACGCCAAUCGACAUUGAAGAACCCAUGCUCGAGGAGCUCCAGGCGCUAGCUCACGAAGGGGGUACCAACCCGAUCAAGCUGCUCAGCGUCAAGAGCUUAUUCGGUGAUGAUUUGCGAGGUGACAAGAGAUUUAUCCAAGAAAUUACUACCGCUAUGGAGGAUAUCACCCGGGACGGCGUCCUGAAGAGCCUUCCCAAAUACAUUGACUAA